GCUAAGAUGAGGGAGGUGCUAGAAUUUUUUUUAAAAAGUUUCUACAGUUAAAAGUUACUUAACUCAGCCACAAUUUCUUACUUUAGGUACGAAUUGCCAAUUCUGCUCCAGUGGAAGAAAACAAGGUUUUUCCCAAUGGAUUCUCUAACAAAAUCAAUCAACCAAUUUGCCCUGGAAUUUAGCAAAAAGCUAGCUGAAUCGGCUGAGGGUAAAAAUAUUUUUUUUUCUCCCUGGGGCAUCUCAACCUCCUUGGCCAUGGUGUAUUUGGGCACCAGAGGUACGACUGCAGCCCAAAUAGCUCAGGUGCUUCAAUUUAACAGGGACCAGGACAGCAAAUUUUUUCCUGAAAGUGAAAAGAAAAGAAAAAUGGACUUCAACUCGAGGAAGGUUGAAGAAAUACGCUCUGAUUUCCAGACACUUAUCUCAGAAAUCAACAAUCCCAGUAAUGCUUACGUACUUAAAACAGCCAAUGGGAUAUACGGGGAGAAAACUUACCCAUUUCACAAUAAAUACUUAGAAGAUAUGAAAACAUACUUUGGUGUAGAGCCACAGUCUGUUAACUUUUUGGAAGCUCCUGACCAAACCAGAAACGAGAUCAACUCUUGGGUUGAAAGCCAGACACAAGGAAAAAUCCUGAAUCUCCUGCCUGACGAUGCUGUGGAUUCUGCAACCAGAAUGGUUCUGGUGAAUGCUAUUUACUUUAAAGGAAUCUGGGAACAUCAAUUCUCAGCCCGAGACACCAGAGAAAAACCUUUCAGAAUAAACAAGAAUACUAGCAAACCAGUACAAAUGAUGUCGAUGAAAAAAAAGCUUCAAGUUUUUCACAUCGAAAACCCGCAAGCCAUCGGCCUUCAACUCUACUAUGAGAGCCGUGACCUCAGCCUGUUCCUACUGCUGCCAGAAGACGUCAGUGGGCUGGACCAGCUGGAAAAGGCCGUCACCUAUGAGAAGUUGAGUGAGUGGACGAGCGCAGACAUGAUGGAGUUGUACGAUGUGCAGCUGCAUCUUCCGAAGUUCAAGCUAGAAGAGUCUUAUGAUCUCAAGUCAGCCCUGAGCAGCAUGGGGAUGAGCGAUGCCUUUAAUCAGAGCAAAGCUGAUUUCUCAGGAAUGUCUGUGGAGGGAAACCUAUUUCUGUCCAAUGUCUUCCACAAGAGUUUUGUAGAAAUAAAUGAACAAGGUACAGAGGCCUCAGCUGGCACUGGGAGUGAGGUGAGUUUAAGAAUUAGACUCCCCUCCAUUGAAUUCAAUGCAGACCACCCAUUCCUCUUCUUCAUUAGGCAUAACAAAACCAAUAGCAUUCUCUUUUAUGGGAGAUUCUGCUCCCCUUAAACCUGCAUGUCUCUCAUCAGAUAAGACCAUCCCACCGUGUGAAAAAUGCAUCAUGAGAUGGAAAAGCAAUUAUAAUUAAAAACUAGUUUGUAGUCUGGAUAUUUUUCACAUUUGAAUAUUAGCAAGUCAAUCUUGAAAUAAUGCAUUCUAGUGAUACUGUGGUAGCUAUAUAGCUAGAGAGACGGGCAAAUUUUAUUUUUAGCCCUUAACAUUUUGUCUUAAUGUGAUUUUUAUUUACAUUUCAGAAAUACUAUUUUAUUCAAUUGAAUGCCUUACAAUUCCUGAUCUUUUUGGUCACUGUGUUAUCAUUUUCAAUUAUAUUUCACACCUGUCAUUUAGUGAAGAAAAAUCUUUAUACAGGUGAUUUUCUCAAGAAUUUUGAUAAUUCAGAAAUUAUCACUGUAACAUUAAAUCCCCUUCUUCUGCUAUCUGACUAUUUAAAAAUACUUAUGUUGACAUUAACAGAAAAACUAGUGACAUCCAAAUGAAAUGUGGAGUUUAGUUAGUAGAAAUGUACCAAUUUUGGCGUCUUCGUUUUAGCAUAUGUAUCAUGGUAGUGAUAGAUGUUAGCAUUUGGAAAAAGUGUGUUAGAAGUAUGCAGAAUUCCCUGUAUUAUCAUCUUUGCAUCUUUCCUGUGAAUCUAAAACUAUUCCAAAAUAAAAAUUUUA
Rhinolophus ferrumequinum (greater horseshoe bat) is the source of this 1997-nucleotide messenger RNA. It is a transcript of the gene SERPINB10, whose product is annotated as serpin family B member 10. The transcript has 8 exons. Bases 136 to 1329 code for a protein of 397 amino acids. Lineage: Eukaryota; Metazoa; Chordata; Mammalia; Chiroptera; Rhinolophidae. Gene Ontology annotation, biological process: negative regulation of endopeptidase activity. The record is from RefSeq and is a predicted model, not a curated record. Gene Ontology annotation, molecular function: serine-type endopeptidase inhibitor activity.